Molecule: messenger RNA, 1455 nt
Organism: Microthlaspi erraticum
Lineage: Eukaryota; Viridiplantae; Streptophyta; Magnoliopsida; Brassicales; Brassicaceae
Source: the annotation of a GenBank genome assembly
AUGGCGUCUGCUGCCACAGUUCUCGGCCGCUUAUCAUUGAUACCGAAUCUAUCUUCUAAACCAAAAUUGAAAUCAAACAGAAGAACAACUUCUUCUACGACUGUUUCUGUUCGAGCUCAAGCCUCUUUCUCCGACCCAUUCGUACUCCAAUUAGCGGAAUCUCUCGAAGAUUCUCUCUCAGCUUCUCCUUCUUCUUCUUCAUCUUCUACUCUCUCUUUACCUCUCCAGAGAAUCCGAGAUUCUUCCGCCGAGACUCUUCUAUCCACGCCAUGGCCAUCGCGAAAAGACGAGCCUUUCCGGUUCACCGAUACGUCAUUCAUCCGAUACUCCCAAAUCGAACCCGUCUCGACCCAGCAGCAACGGAAUUCGUCAAUUCUAGACAAUCUGACGGAAACCCAGUUCCCAAACGCCGUGAUAAUCGACGGAUUCGUGUCGAAUUUGACGAUCGGUCCGUCGGAUUUGCCCGACGGGGUUUACUUCGGGAGCUUCUCGGGUCUACCGGAUGAUCUCACGAACCGGGUAUCCGAAUUCAUCGGGAAUUUCGACUCCGGCGAUCUGUUUUGGUCGAUUAACGGCAUGGGAGCACCGGAUUUGAUUGUGAUUUACGUUCCCGAGGGAUGCAAGGUGGAGAAUUCGAUUCAUCUUCGGUACUUCUCCGGAGAAACCGGUGACCGGGAAUCGAAACGGUUACCGGUUUCGAAUCCUAGAGUUUUUGUGCUGGUGGAGGAAGGAGGAGAGAUUGGUAUCGUUGAGGAGUUUGUGGGGAAAGACGAAGAAGGGUUUUAUUGGACCAAUCCGGUUUUGGAAGUCGUUGUUCAGAAGAAUGCCAAAGUCAAGCAUUCGUAUCUGCAGAGAGAAUCCAUGGCUUCUGCUCAUAUCAAAUGGACUUUCGUCCGACAGGAGGCAGAGAGUGAAUAUGAGCUCGUAGAAGUGAGCACCGGUGGGAAAUUGGGGAGGCACAAUGUCCACGUGCAGCAGCUCGGGCCUGACACGCUCACCGAGUUAACGACGUUUCACAUGUGUGUCAACGAGCAGACUCUUGACCUCCAUAGCAGAAUUGUGUUAGACCAUCCUCGUGGCUCUUCUCGACAGCUCCACAAGUGUAUCGUUGCUCAUUCCUCUGGUCAAGCUGUUUUCGAUGGCAAUGUCCGUGUUAACAAAUAUGCUCAGCAGACUAACGCGGGACAACUAACAAGAAGCCUCCUUUUGAAACCUCGAGCUACAGUGAACAUAAAACCGAAUCUUCAGAUUAUUGCAGACGAUGUCAAGUGUUCGCAUGGAGCUGCGAUCAGCGAUCUUGAAGAAGACCAGCUCUUCUACUUCCAAGCUCGUGGGAUCGACUUGGAGACUGCGAGAAGAGCUCUCAUUUCGUCUUUUGGAUCGGAAGUGAUCGAGAAGUUUCCGAAUCGGGUGAUCCGUGAUCAAGCCAGGAAUCACGUCAAAGGGCUGCUCUGA